Messenger RNA from Plasmodium malariae, 969 nucleotides. RefSeq names its product carbon catabolite repressor protein 4, putative. Gene Ontology annotation, molecular function: poly(A)-specific ribonuclease activity. Gene Ontology annotation, cellular component: nucleus; cytoplasm; CCR4-NOT complex. The transcript has 10 exons. Gene Ontology annotation, biological process: nuclear-transcribed mRNA poly(A) tail shortening. Lineage: Eukaryota; Apicomplexa; Aconoidasida; Haemosporida; Plasmodiidae. The record is from RefSeq and is a predicted model, not a curated record. The coding region runs from base 1 to 969 and encodes 322 amino acids.
AUGAACAUUUUUAAUAGCGCCUGUUAUUCUGCUAAGGAAAAAAUUUCAAGUUAUGCUGUAGAGUAUACCCAUAGCACUACUCGCCAAAAUUUGUUAUACACGAAGUUGUUUAACAAUUCGCUUGACAUUAUCUGCUUACAAGAAGUAAAUUUGUUUAUGAUGACUCAACUAAAACAUAAGUGCCGAAAUUAUGAUUUGAUUUUCCACGGUCCAACACAAAGCAUAGCACAGGCAACAAGUAACAACUGCUGCGUUCUUUAUAAGAAAAGCUUUAAAUUAUUAGGGGAAAGGCGUUUUGACCUGAACAACGCCGUUUCGAAGUAUUUUAUGAACUGUUCAUCCGAAAAUCAGUGUGAAAUACAAGAUGCUUUCAUAAGGGAGCUCAAGAGAAGGAACAGUACUGCCACUAUGAUACUACUACAACGUGCAGAUGUACUCUUAGCGAUUUGCAACUGUCAUAUACACUGGAAUCCGUUAUACCCUGAUAUAAAAGCAUUUCAUGUAUACUUAAUAGUGAAGGAGUUCUUUCAAUUUGUUCAUGAAACUCUACGCGAUUUUCCACAUCCCCCCUUGCUAUUAAUGGGGGAUUUCAACUCUACCCCCCACAUGAUGAGCGAAUCUGCAGGCCCCCACCGCAGUGCCGUAUAUGAGCUAAUAACUACUGGAAUGCUUGCACAGACGCACCCUGAGCACCCGGCUGAAUUAAGGAAAAACGAAGUUUUUCAAAUUUUUCCAUCUUUAACCUUAGACCCGUUUAAAAGUGUAUUUCAUGAAAUAAAUGGAAAGGAGCCCUUGUUCACAAACAAAACUUCCAAUUUCUGUGGAUGCAUUGAUUUUAUUUUUUACAAAGACCUUAUUCCCAUAUCUGCAAAAACAAUUCCGCAGAACUUGCACCAAGUUAAAACCCUACCGAACUUGAACUUCCCUUCUGACCACGUCCUCCUAACUUCUGACUUCUUUCUUAUUUGA